Sabethes cyaneus is the source of this 7647-nucleotide messenger RNA. Its product is annotated as alpha-protein kinase 1-like. The record is from RefSeq and is a predicted model, not a curated record. The annotation marks the transcript as partial. NCBI's taxonomy places the organism in Eukaryota, Metazoa, Arthropoda, Insecta, Diptera, Culicidae. The transcript is spliced from 2 exons.
GAAUCGCCUGCCUGCAAUCAGUCUGCAGGCAGUAACAAGUUAGGUGAGUUCGGAACUCCCACCUCUCCUCAUCCGUAUAACGCGAACAGCUCGCUUGCAGAUAAAAAACUGACAGCAUCGACAACGACCCUCUCGGAUAAAGAUCCACGCGACAUUAGCAACAACGGCUUCAAUCGCUUCGACCCAAAAUAUGUCAGUAUCGGCCCGAAGGCGAUACGGAAUGUCGGGAGCCAGAUGACGGCCAAUGUGAACAAGUGUGCCACACUGCGGCACGGAGGUCGCUACGGAGGUUCCCUAACGGUUGGAGUUGCUGGCGGAGGACGGGGCACUAGUCCAAGUCCACUGCUGAAGAAUGUCCAGCAGCCAGUAGUGGCGCAAGGUCAAGGACACUUCAAGCAUCCUCAACAGCAGCACAUCCAACUACAGGAUAAACCGGAUCGCCAGACAUCGAAUCAACAGAAGCAGUUAAACAUCUCCACCGUCUCCAAAGACUACAAAGACUACAACCAAUCGUACUCAUGUGCUACACUACCGUACAAGAAACCCAGCGGAUUCUCAGAAGCAGGAACCACAUCGAUUCUGAAAAAGGAGAGUAAUCUGGACAACAAACACCAGCCAACUGUCUACAGCAUCGACACCGUCUACCAUCAGCAGGCAGGUCAACCAACACAACAGCAUCAUCGCUCGCUGUCCAGCACCAAUCAGCUGUAUCACGAGACCGGAGCAGGAUCGGCAUUCGCUAGCCCACCACCAUCGUCCGCAUCGACGGCCACUACCAAGAGCAAUAUCUCAAUUAUCAACCAACCACUGCCAGAGAUUCCGACGUCGGCUCAGAACAUGAAGAACAAUCAACAACCGCUUUGUGCAGCCACUCUGAACCAAUACCGGUCCCUACAGCGACCGAAUAAGCAGAGCAGUCUCACCAUGAAAGAACCUUCGCCUCAACCCCAGCAUCAUCCGCCCCCGCAGAUUCAACAGAAGCCGUCGAUACCGCCUAAGGUAACUCCACCGAUGCUUCCGCCGAAAAACCGUCACAAAGACGACGUCACCUAUCAGUCCCGGACCGCAUCCGUUUCCUCCACCAACAGACCUCAGCAACCAUUACCUCAACCUCCCUCGCACCAGUCGUCUUCAUCGUCGUUACAAUCUUACGGUGGACUUGGCGGAGGCCACACCAUCAUAACUGCCAGUGGAAAGACGAACUUCAGCGCCAUUCAGCAGCAGCUGCAAAACCAAUUACACUUUAAGCAAUACCAUCAGCUGACACAGCAACCCUGGCAGCGGGAACAGCUGUCCGGUCAUAGCACUGGCUAUCAACAGCAGCAACAUCAGCAUCAGCAGCAGCAGCAGCAGCAGCAGCAACAACAGCAUGCCGGGUACACUGGCCAUGGCGAGCGUGGAUACGAGUCAAAGUCCAGCCGAAAUCGGUCUUACUCUGGCAGCAGCGAACGCGAGCAACAGCAGCAACAGAAAGCGAGCAAUAUCGAAAAGCAGAAGCAAAGCUAUCAGACACUGCCGAAGAAUCAUCACCACUAUCAUAGUGGGCCGGGUGCGAACACGAGCUCCUUUAGCACGCAAACACCAUCACAGCAAGCGAUGCCGCAUCAUCACCACUAUUCACAGCAGCAGCAGCAGCAGCAGCAGCAGCAACAACAGCAACAACAACAGCUGCUGCAACAGUCACAGCAAGCUGUGACUCAGCAGGCACCGCAGCAACCGAAAAGUAUUCUGAGCAAAUCACGAUCGAAUGAGUCACGUGAACGAGAGCGUGAACGGGAAAGGGACCGGGACCGUGAUCGUGAUAGGGACCGAGAUCGGGAUCGGGAUCGUGAUCGCGAUCGCGAUCGGGACCGAGACCGGGAAAGAGGUGCACAUCGCAGUGGUCACGGUAGUCACGAGUACCACCACGAGUCCCGUGCGUCGGAGAGCAGCAAGAAUCCGAACGUCUACUAUCGAUCGCUGCAGCGCGGUGGACUACAGGCCAACAAUGAUCUCUACUCGGUGACGGAGUUGUGAGAAAGGUUUGACUUUUAAGUUUGUUUCUUAGAUGUGGUUUGGUUUCCUGCAUCCUACAAGGGCUUGGCCAUGUUUUCGUCUUCUAUUGUGGCGUAACGAAAGUCCUCCAUCCGGUGAUUGCCACUGCUUUGUUUUCGUUACAUUACUAGUCAACCACCGCAAGCCCUUUUCAGUUCUGAUGAUGAAGCAUUUUCGAACUGCUCUUGCAAUUGAUCACACUCUAUCAACGGAUCGCAGCCGAAGGCGGCGGGUGUAUUAGUUCAAUUCGUUCGUGAACUCUUUCCGAAUUACGGGUGAUAAUUUUUAUCGAUCUCAAACGGUCUUCUAAUUUCCCCGCCACCGAGCGAAGCGAUUUUUAUUGACCAGCAACAAAAAAAAGAGGCGAAACGAAAACAAUACGUAACCAAACAGAAUUAACACUCAACACACACUCUCACACAUAGAUACAAACAAACGAUCAAACAAACAAACAAAAAAACCAACCAAACAAAACUCUGAGCUCAGCUGCACUAUAACAGCACAUUUUGUAAAUAGUUCUAACUAGGAGACGAACAAAAACAAAACAGAAAAAAAACAAUGUUUUUACGUGAAUUUUAGAUCCGCUAAUAAACAUUUCACACAAUUUGAUGAAACGAUGAUAUACUAAAGUAAUAAUACUACAGAAGUAAACAGAAAAAAAAACUUAAAACUAGGAGAAAAACACGCACACACCCAAGCACACCACACAGGGCGCGCGGGUGGUGUCGACCCGAGGAGACGAGGGCGAACCGAGCGAACCGAUUUGUUGUUAAUGUUACUGAUACUCUUCAUAGUAUAGACAAAAAAAAUUUGCAUAAAAGCAAAAAAACAGAAUUAGGUAACACGAAACCGAGAACAUAAAAGAUUAGUGAAAGUCAUCACACAACAACAAAAAAAAAACAAUUGCUAGUGUUUAGGGUGAUCUUUAAAAAGGUUUUAAUGCCAAUCAUUAAAAAACAAGAAAAAGGAAAAUGAAAGCAAAGACAACUUUUUUUGAUAAUUACAACACAGCUUUGAGCCGUGUUCUGCUAUUGAUUUUUCUGCUUUUAAAAGCAGAAAGUGUACUCUACCUACGUGUGUUUCUACGGUAGUGGGACACUUAAAAACGACCGUUUUAGUUGAUGUUUUUCGGUUAGUUUAUUCCGAAAAGGAAUAUUUUGUCCAUUACUUUGUAUAUAAUUUGUUUUGAGUUAAUAUUGUAGGUUUUAUUUUCAGCUGGUUCGCGACUGUUUUCUUUUAAUCGUGGCAACAAGACUUCAGUUGGCUGCGAAAUCCGCAGAAAACCCGAUUCACAGCUCCAAUUCGUCGUAUUACUUCGUGGCUUACUGAAAGGCCCUAAAGCCUCUUUCACUGCUCUACAGUUGAUUACGAUGAUAUCGACGACAUCCGCAAAAUCAAGAAAAAGUAAGGUCAUGGGUAUAAACGUCCUUAAGAAUUUGACUCUUCUUUACCGACAGACUUCGCAGCUGGUUAUUAGAGUACAGGAAAAUUACGGGACUAGUGUAAAGAUCCUAUUAACUCUAAAGCGGCACCGCCCAGUCGAGAUUCGAACAUACGAAGACUGGCUUGUUAGACCAGCAUCGUACCUCAGAGCUAACUGAGCGGGCUAACCAAGAAGCAUGUGCGAUUUUGUGAUGAUAGUCCUGUUCCUUUCCACGUUUGCUCUUCAUAUUGCACCUUUCAAGGCAAUGAUGAAUAGCAGAUUAGAGAAUGCAUCCCUUUUCUUCAGUCCAUCCAACGUCACGAAAGCGGCAGAGGUCAGACCCGCUAUUCUGACACAUGAUUUGGACCCAUCCAGCGUCGCACGAAUCAGCUCAACUAGUUUCGUUGAAAAACCAUGUUCUAGCAUUAUCUGCCACAGCUCAUUUCAUUUGACUGAAUCGUACCCUUGCCUUAAAGUCCACAAAAAGGUGAUGUGUCUGCAAGUUGUACUCCCGGAACUUGUCUAGUAACUGAUCCGUCUGAUUCACCGUGGAGCGACCAUCAAGCUCGUACUCGGUACUCGUUGACGAAGGACCCCGCUAACCUCCUCAGUAUACAUAACAGGAUACAGGAGAGCACAAUAUAGUCAGAAUUAAGCAAUGUAAUACCUCAAUAAUUAAAGUACUCGAAUCGAUGUCCAAUUUUUAAAUAUAGGGCAAAUAAGGCCAUUUAACCACUACUCCUUGGGUAGUUGUUCUUCCUUCCAGAUCCUUUAUUUCUUUAUUUAUUUUAUAUCAUCUAACAAAAUUUGUCUUAAUGAACUAACAUAAAAAUUAAAAUGAACUGGAUCUGGUAAUUUUAUACAAGCGCGAAGGUGCGCCAAAUAGGGACCGUGCAAGGGAACAGUACAAGGCAUUCAAAAAAUAAGGGCCUUUGAAGUCCUGUCCUAUUUUUGUGAUGAACCCAAGUUGCGUACUUGCUUAAGAAACAAUUUCCGUUCGGUGCCUAUCAAACGUCAUAACACCAAGGAUGUUUAACAUAGUCGAUUCUGUCUUACGCUUGCCUAUCAAUACUAUACUCAACAAUAAUGAGCGAUCGAAUUCGGUGAAGUGUAAUCAUCUUACACUUAGUAAUGCUCGAUGCAACGAAUCGUCAGUUAGAUCUUUAAGUCAUCGGCGUGAGCUAGACGGCAACAAUUUCCUAUGGCAUUUGCUGCUUCAUUGAAAAAAACGUUGAAAAGGAGAGGGCCAAACGUGCUACCCUGCGGUACACUUAAUUUGUUUGUAAAUGUAGGUGAUAAAUCCGAUGCAAGCUUAACUUGCAGCACUCUAUCACACAAGAAUGAUUUUAGCCACGUUACAAACCGCUGUGAAGCUCCCAAACGUAAAGUUUUAUUAAGCAGGAAUUCGGUGGAAUGCAAUUUUCAGGUCUGUAUAGAUUACAUCGACUUGUGCUUUAUGUUCAAUAUCUCGAAUGCAGUUUGACAUAAAAUCGAGGAGGUUCGUUGUCACGCAACGACCAGGCAUAAAUCCAUGCUGAUCCAUGAAGAUAUGUAGUUCCUCGUACUACUUAACAUAACAGCGCUUACAAUCAUUUCGAACAACUUGGAUGCAGUCGAUAAACUGGUAAUUACAUGGUAUUUUCGUACAUUAUGACGGUUACCACUCUUAUAAACCAGGAAUAUAUACGAAUAUUUCCAGACUUCAGGGAAUCUUCCUUUCGAUAACGAUUCGUUGAAAACGCAGCAAAGUGGCGCAGCCAGAAUAAUAAUACUCAGGUGGAUUGGACCUCCGUGUUUAUCUCUCCAUCCAACAGCGUCCAGAAAUGCUCCUUCCUUCUGGCUGCCGUUUGUCGGUCGUUUUGUCGGUAAGCAGGUUGCCAGCACUAUCACUGUGCAUAACAGGCUUGGCAAAAUUCUUGCUGAAGCUCCGUCUGCCAUUGCUGGCUGCUCACUGUUCAAACUUUUUGGCGUAUUCCACUACCACACCAUCUGCCGGCGGAUGUUGAAACGUAGCAUCUUCUCAGUGCGAGUAUUCGCCGCGUUCGCAAACUUAGCGCGAAUCUUACACACGAUAAGAUAGUGGUCAGAGACGAUAUUUGGCCACCGAAAAGACCGUACAACGAUGAUAUCCGAAAAAUGCCGAACGUCAAUCAAGAGUUGAGCGAUUUGAGAGCUAGAGAUGCUACAGAUGGCCACGGCAAAAUUUAUGACUCUCAGACCGUUAUCAAUGAUCAACAGAUGGAGGCUAUGACUUCCGAUGACAGGAUGGAAGAAUGAUGAUUUUCACGUCAUGCUUUUGGGCACUCUCGAGUUUGUCGUAGAACUACUAAGCUUACUAGCACCGGUUUUAACAUUUAUCGGUAGACGUAGGCGUUGAUUAGGCUGUAGUUGAAGAAUUUGACCUCAAUUUGCAAUUGUGGAGAUGAAACUAAGCAGGCGUGCGGAUUUUAAUAUCCAAGUGGCAUGGUGUAAGGGAAUUUGUUAGUCUACACUCAAAAUAAUCCGCACAUAACUAAUGGAAAAUUUCCAUAUGAAAAGGCGAGGCGGGUCUUUAGUUAAUGUAAAUGAGUGCCAAUCCCGCUGCUUCAUAUUUAAAAGGCUUUAGAGUCUCUUUCACAGUUCUGCGGCCAAUCCCGAUGAUAUCAAUGUCGUCCGCAAAACCAAAUAACAUUCCUAACCACAGUUCUUACACGGUAGUUGCUGUGACUGAUAGAUGACUAAUACUAGUUGUAGAUAAGUGGUUCGUGUCAAGCACUAUCAUAUAUUUCGUCUUGGAUAACUUCAGGUACAGCAAAUUUUGUUAAAGAAAUCUUGGAGCUUAACCAAAUCUUCUUCCAUUCGACGAAUUAUGUUUUCCUUGCUUGGACUCUCGUACGAUAACGAAGUAUCGUCAGCAAGCAAUCGAGGUUUUCCGUGUGGGUUAAGUCUAAAUAAAUCAUUUACGUAUAGAAGGAAUGACAGCGACCCAAGAUUGCUACCUUAUGCGAACACCAAUCGUCAAUGGACGCAGAAAACUAUUUAUCCCGCUUGCGUUGACAGAUGGACUUCUCCCAGAAAGCCAGUUGCGCGGAUCAAAUCAUUUGGAAUCCCUCUCAAAAAUCUCAUGGUCGAUAGUGUCGAAUAAUUUCCUUAAAUCAAAAUAGAAUAAUCCUAUAAGCUUCCUGGAAUCUAAACGCAAAGCAAAGCAAAGCCUGCGUGCUAAUUCCGUUAUCGAAAUUUGACCUUCUGUUUUUAUACGACAGACUUCGCAACCAGCUGUUAGAAUACAGGACAGUGCGGGGUCAGUGCUACGAUCCUAUUGACUCUAACAGCCUCUCCCAGCCGAGAUUUGAACAUACGGCGACUGGAUUAUUAGACCAGCGUCGUACCUCGAGGCACCUGUUCCUGGAAACUAUUGCUGUAUAAAUCUCGUCAACUAGCUUACUGACUGUGGUCAGUGUACUGAAACCUGUCCUGAACCCAUGUUGGUGACUGUAUAGGAUUUUGUGAUCAUUUAGGAUAUCAGUAACCUAUUUGCAAGCAUUUUUUCUAUUAUCAAUAUUCAAGACCGAAAGUAUAGAUAUUGGUCUGUAGUUAUUGACGUCAAUUUUGGAUCCACCUUUGUGAAUAGAAGUUACUCGUGCUACUUUCAAACAGUCCGCGAAAGUUCCCGCACUUAUUGAUUGGUUGGCAGCAUUCCUCAUCAAUGUUGAGAAAGUCUAAUGAUGAUCCCUUAUGAAUUUUACGGAUACGUCAUCUGGUCCACAACUUUCGUUUGCGUCUAAGUUUUUUAUUUCGAUUAAACCCUCUUGCUCUGUUGUGGGUCACAGGAAAAUCAAAGCAUGUUACUAGAAAUCGAAUAUCAGAUAUUAAGGUCUUGUUAGCUAGUACUGCACUAAUUUCAUAGAUUCAUUUUUUGUACUUUUGUCUCACGUAAAACGUACUAUUGCCCCGCUACUAGCCACUAGUGGGGCAAAAGCGCGAUUUGGCACUUGAUCAGAAAAAUGAAGAAUUUGUUGUGCAUUACUCCACAUGGUUUAUAAAUGAACUACUCGCGUCUUAUCGAGAGCGACUCGGAGGUACCCAACUACGUUACUGAUGCUUGUCCUAACUGCAAUCUGGCAUAAUUGGUUUGAGUCUUCGCUUGGUGUGAUUUUUAUCACGAAAAUAUGGUGCCCUGUCCAGGUUCCUGGUUUGGCUUGCAGACGAAA